AUGGUGAUCCAAAUCGAAACUCCCAGGAACGUGCUGUGCUCCUGCAUUGAUGGCGCCUCGUGUAAUGGAGCCUGCCCAGAGCUGCCAGUCCCAAACAACGGCAGCAGGACUGAGGGUCAUCUUUACGGAGACAAAGUCACAUUUUCCUGUGAUGAAGGCUACGAACUGAUCGGUUCUGUAAACAGAACGUGCCAGGCUAACCUGAGUUGGUCGGGAACACAGCCUAAUUGCUCCAGAACGUCCUGCCCACCGCUGCCACCUGUUGAACACGGCAGCACCAGCGGUGGUAGUUAUUAUGGGGACGUCGUAACUUAUCACUGUGAUCCUGGAUACGAGAUCAGUGGUGAUGAAGAACGGACCUGCCAGUCGGACCAGACGUGGAGCGGCACACAGCCGACAUGCAACCGAACAGCCUGCCCUAUACUACCAGUGCCAAACAACGGCAGCAGGACCAAAGGCCAUCUGUACGGAGACAAAGUCACAUUUUCCUGUAAUGAAGGCUACGAACUGAUCGGUUCUGAAAACAGAACGUGCCAGGCUAACCAGAGCUGGUCGGGAACACAGCCCAAUUGCUCCAGAACGUCCUGCCCACCGCUGCCACCUGUUGAACACGGCAGCACCAGCGGUGACAGUUAUUAUGGAGACGUCGUUACUCAUCACUGUGAUCCUGGAUACGAGAUCAGUGGUGAUGAAGAACGGACCUGCCAGUCGGACCAGACGUGGAGCGGCACACAGCCGACAUGCAGCCGAAAAGCCUGUCCUGUACUAUCAGUUCCAAACAACGGCAGCAGGACCGAGGGGCAUCUGUACGGAGACAAGGUCACGUUUUCCUGUGAUGAAGGCUACGAACUGAUCGGUUCUGAAAACAGAACGUGCCAGGCUAACCAGAGCUGGUCGGGAACACAGCCCAAUUGCUCCAGAACGUCCUGCCCACCGCUGCCACCUGUUGAACAUGGCAGCACCAGCGGUGGUAGUUAUUAUGGGGACGUCGUUACUUAUCACUGUGAUCCUGGAUACGAGAUCAGUGGUGAUGAAGAACGGACCUGCCAGUCGGACCAGACAUGGAGCGGCACACAGCCGACAUGCAACCGAACGGCCUGCCCAGUGCUGCCAGUGCCAAACAACGGCAGCAGGACCGAGGGGCAUCUGUACGGAGACAAGGUGACGUUUUCCUGUGAUGAAGGCUACGAACUGAUCGGUUCUGAAAACAGAACGUGCCAGGCUAACCAGAGCUGGUCGGGAACACAGCCCAAUUGCUCCAGAAAGCCCUGCUCACCAUUACUGCCUGUUGAGCAUGGCAGCACCAGCGGUGGCAGUUAUUAUGGAGACGUCGUUACUUAUCACUGUGACCCUGGAUACGAGAUCAGUGGCGAUGAAGAACGGACCUGCCAGUCGGACCAGACGUGGAGCGGCACACAGCCGACAUGCAGCCGAAAAGCCUGCCAAGAGCUACCAAUUCCAAACAACGGCAUCAGGACCGAAGGUCAUCUGUACGGAGACAAAGUCACAUUUUCCUGUAAUGAAGGCUACGAACUGAUUGGUUCUGAAAACAGAACGUGCCAGGCUAACCAGAGCUGGUCCGGCAUGCAGCCUACAUGUGGUGAUUGCGUCCCUGACAUCAGUCUCUCUGGAGGAGGAAGCAGUGAAUCCUCAGCAGUGAAGAUCGCGCGGCGUACAUCCUUCACCAUACGGAGCCGCAUCCACGUCAUCUGCAAUCAGACCUACCGCGUUACGUACCAAUGGAGCGUUUUCCAGCAUAACUCAGUGCAGGUACUGGAUAUUCCCAACAAAGUCCUGCGUGAUUCGCAAGACAUCACAAUUCCAGGAAACACAUUGGGCUAUGGCUCCACUAUUGUUGAGCUGAACGCUACCAUGGUUUUCUCGAAUACUGGAAAUAAAAAGUCAGAAGUACAAAGACAGUGGGUUAUCAUGACGUCAUCUCCACUAGUGGCGCAUAUAACAGGUGGAUCUGCUAAGUCUGUCAGUCGGCAGGGGGCUCUGGUAUUGGACGCAUCACAGUCCUAUGAUCCGGAUGAUGAAUACAUCGAUGAUUUCAGGAACUUCACUUUUCAGUGGAUCUGUAAAACGCUUCAUGGGACAGCAUGCGACGAUGUAUUCCCAGAUGACGGAGAAAGCGCCAUGUAUGAACUUAAGGCCCCCUCAUCUCCUGAUGAUUCCGACAUCUUAAUAUUCACGGUUGAGGUCAGCCUUUACGGGAGGGGCUCAUCCCAAACCUCACAGUCUGUCACCUUACAAAACGGAACUGUCCUCAACAUCGCCAUUAGGUGUGAUGCAAACUGCGAGGCGAAUGCCAGCCCAUCCGAGAGGCUAGUUCUCCUGACCCAUUGCGACAACUGUCCAACAGCAAGCACUGCAUAUCAGUGGACUCUGAAGGGAGAAAAACGCAUUGAUUGGGAUUUUGAUACGACAACCGGAAACACGUCACAGAACCUAGUGGUUCGCAGCAACAUUUUUGAGACUGGGGACAAGUACACCUUCAGGGUAGAUGUGAUUUCCGAUGUCGGCACCGGUUUUUCUGAAUACAGUCUCAGCAUCAACAAACCCCCUACUGUUGGAUCAUGUGUGGUCAGCCCUUCGUCAGGUGUUUCAACAAUAACGCCAUUUGACAUUUCGUGCGAAGGAGUCCAUGAUGAUGACCAACCUCUGACCUACAGUCUUUACUUCAACAACGAAAGAAGUGACGACACCGCCUACACCUUACUCCAUACUGGAACGACCAGGCGAUUUCCGCCUCAGCAGCUCCCAGCUGGACAGGAACUUCGCGACUUCAACAUCACGUUAGAAGUUCGCGUGUCGGAUGCUUUGGGCGCAAUUACAAUCAUCAGAAAUAUCAAUGCGCAGGUCCAUCCACCAAAUGUGGAAGAGACGGAAGCGGUGCUGAGCAGCCUCAACGAAACUUUGGACAACCUCCGUGAUACUGGGGACAGCCGCGCCCUCCUCCAGCUCACCAACAGUCUUAGUUCUGUUCUCAACGCAGCGAACACAUCCUCCUACAGCAACGAUGCGCUUUCAACGGCACGUGACGGACUCAUUGACUCGCUGGCGACAAUCCCUGUUCAAAGUCUUGAAAACAUCGAUCAGGUGUCAAGUGCCUUGGGCCAGGCAACAGCGUCGGAGGAACAGGUUACUCCAGACUCUCAGGAGAGAGCUGCUCAAACUGUGUUGCAGAUGUCAGAAUUUCUUGAAACACCCGAGAAUAAAGAUGUCGGUCUCGAAAGACUGGAGGAAACAGCAUCCUUUCUUUUGACAGCGUGUGUUAACAUACUUCGAGCUUCAACAGCCUCGGCUACAAAGAACAAGGUUUUGCCAUCAUCUGAAACCCGGGAACUAAGCUUGAAAAGGAACAGAAAUGCCACACAGACAACUUUUGAUGCGAUCGGAAAGCUAAAUGCUGCGGUACUACAUCAGAAGGUCCCGGGAGAGAGCCCGACGACAUUCUCUGUAGGUGAAUUCAGUUCGGCGGUUGAAAAACAGCGGUGUGAUACAACUGCCUACGAGAAACCGCUCGUUUUUCGAGUAAAUGGCCAAUCAGGAACGUUUUUCGUGGUUGAAAAAUUGUCAAGAUUACUUGGGGACAACUGUGAAACACAAGGAGAUGUCGGAAUAGAGAAUUUAAAAACACCGCGGAAUCCUUACGCCUUCGCCGACACGUCUGACAAUGUCAAGUCGGAAGUGGCAGGACUACAGUUCAUGCAGAACGGCAGUCCCUUGGAGAUCCGGGACUUAUCCAACCCUGUGGAGGUCUUCACCCGACGCUUGUCAUCUCAGAAAGAACAAGCAAUGACUGAGCUAGGAACGACAGAACCUUCUUGGAAGAAGAACACAAUACGGACUCAUCAGUUCAACGCGACUCAGGGGAAGUCCCUGCACAUCACGGUGACGCCUCACCUGGCAAAUGUGUCUGUCCGACUGCUCCUGAAGCAAGGGCAAGAACCAGUCCGGAUUGAUGAGUUCGACAGGAAUAUAACACUACCGCUACCAGAUGGCGACCUGUACACCUUGUCACUGGGCCAAACAGAAACUUUGACAGCAGAUAGGUGGACUUGGUUCAUACCCGGAAGUGAUCAUGACGAAGAGGAUCCUGUGGAGUACACGUACCACCUAGGGGUGCAGCAUGUCCCGCACACUGAACAAGGCGAUGUAACCCAUUCGGUUCCUCCUGAGUAUCGCGGAGAGAACUUCACAUUGAACUACACAGUUCAGAUCUACUCCACACAAUGUCUCUAUUUCAACGAGGAAAUAGAAGACUUCAGAUCAGACGGCUGCCAGCCCGGGCCUCUCACCAACACCAGUCUGUCACACUGUCGGUGCGACCAUCUAACAGCGUUCGGGUCCGGCUUUCAAUUCUUCAUCGCGCCCAACAAACUCAACAUCCUCAAGGCGUUUCAAACACUGAACUUUAAGGAGAACCCAGUUGUUCUGAUCGCGCUCAGCGUUGUGGUUGGGAUCUACCUCCUCACUGUGAUCUGGGCCCGGCGGAAAGACAGACAAGAUACAAAGAAGGUUGGGGCGACGAUUCUUCGCGGAGAUCAGAACGGUUUCAACGACCACUUCUACCAGAUCAUAGUUCUAACGGGAUCGAGGUCUCAAGCCUCCACAUCUGCCAGGGUCUUUUUGACGCUGAUUGGAGAAGGGGGCAAGUCUGGCCCGCAUGAACUCGAGGACAAUAACCGCACGAUCUUCAGGGAGGGAGGAGUGGACACUUUCAUCUUGCCGACUAGUCGCCAUCUUGGAUCCUUGUACGCCGUGCACGUGUGGCACGACAACACAGGACCUUGUCCUUCAUGGUUUCUGGACAAAAUCAUUCUGCAAGAUCUUAGCGACGGCAAGAAGUACUCUUUCCUGUGCCAGAGAUGGUUAGCUGUGGAAGAAGGUGAUGGAAGGGUAGACUGCUUGCUCUCGUCAGCCACCGACAAACAAAUAUCAACCCUUAGCCAAGUCUUCAGUUCACAGACAUCCAAGGCCUUCAAUGAUGGUCACCUGUGGUGCUCAGUGGUGGGACGGCCUGCCUACAGCCCCUUCACCCGUGUCCAGCGCGUGUCCUGCUGCCUGUCACUGCUGCUCUGCACCAUGGUCACCAACAUCAUGUUCUUUGGCCGGGAAGCUGACUUCAGCAAACCUCCUCCAGUCGACAUCCUUGGUUUUAAAGUGCAGAUCCCGAUAUCGUGGGCUCAGUUCAUGAUCGGCGUACAGAGUUGCCUCAUCAUUUUCCCCAUCAACCUUGUCAUAGUGGAGGUUUUCCGCCAUGUUGCAUCUCCCCCAGAGAGGAAGGCCAAAGAUCAACAUGUUUCAAGUGCUUCUUCGACGUCCUCAGAUGUCAUUGAUCUUGAAGAGAUCGAGCUUCAAAAGAUUGACAAGGCCUGGGACUUCUACCGGCAACCAUACACCGAUAAGAAGAUGACUGAGGACAAGAGGAAAGGUUGGAUUCUUCCGUGGUGGUGCGUUUUCAUAGCCUGGUUCCUGGUUUUUGCCAGCUGUUUCCUUUCUGCACUGUUCACCAUCCUGUACGGGCAAGAGUACGGCCGGGAGAAGGCUGAAGCCUGGCUCUUCAUCUUCUUCACGUCCUUCUUCACGGAUCUCCUCAUCCUGCAGCCCGUGAAGGUGGUUCUGCUGGCAAUCGGGCUCACACUGGUGCUGAGGAAACCUCAUGACGAUGCAGAAAACCAGUCGCCAACCCUAGACUACGACGAAGUGUGCGCCUACCUAUCUACCAUCAAGGCGACUCCUGUGAAGAAAUGCCGCGAAGAACCACCGGACCCGACCAAGCUGGCUGAAAUGCGGGUCCGCCGUUUUGUCGAGAUCAGCAUGAAGAGCGCCCUCUACGAGUUUGCGUUUUACUUCAUGUUCGUCCUGGUGUUAGCGGUCAUUGCCAAUGGACCACGUGACACCGGCAUGUUCCACAUGACUCAAAAUCUUCGGCAAACUAUGAACAAUGGAGAUGAUUAUUCUUUUAAACAGAUCAACGACGUUCAGAGCUUUUGGAACUUUAUACGAUACACACUGAGUCCUGCGUUAUACGGCAACCAGUGGUACAACGGUGGCAGCAGGGAACCUGGUGGAUUUAUGACGGACAAGACGUCAUAUGUAGUCGGAACUGUCAGACUAAGGCAGCUGAGGGUGGCCAAAGAUAGUUCAUGCAAGUUGGCCGAGCCAGUUGAAAGUAUCUUCCAGGACUGCACCAAUGCGUAUUCCUACUUGACCCAAGACAGCAGCAGCUAUGGGAUGGGUUGGUCGAAGACGCCUCACGCAAAUGCAAGUUCACUGGUGCAAAAUGAAACCAAUCCUUGGGUGUACCGUCAUUCUGCAGGUACUUCCAUUUCAUAUCACACUCGGUAGGUUAAUCUGGGUAGGUUACGGCCCCCCAAAUCUUCAAUUUAUAUGACCUUAGUUGAAGUGUGU
Messenger RNA from Branchiostoma floridae (Florida lancelet), 6420 nucleotides. RefSeq names its product polycystic kidney disease protein 1-like 2. The coding region runs from base 1 to 6357 and encodes 2118 amino acids. NCBI's taxonomy places the organism in Eukaryota, Metazoa, Chordata, Leptocardii, Amphioxiformes, Branchiostomatidae. Gene Ontology annotation, molecular function: protein binding; calcium channel activity. The transcript has 40 exons. Gene Ontology annotation, biological process: detection of mechanical stimulus. The record is from RefSeq and is a predicted model, not a curated record. Gene Ontology annotation, cellular component: membrane.